CACUUAACAUCGCAGUCAAAGUCUUCUGAGCCCGAGAUGAGUUUAGUCAAAUACGGAAUUUUGCUUGCAACGCUAACGCUAGCUUUAGCUGAAGCUCAGAACGGGUGCGUUAUACCGAUCGCUUCAAAGCACCACCUUUACAUACAAUGGCCUUUGAUUUAUAAAUCCAACGGCGAGUUGUAUCCAGCACAAUUGGACGCGGAGCAACAGACGGCCAGUGUACACUUACCUGUCGGCGAAGAGGUUUUGCUCUCAUGUGGACCAAAUUACCUGAAAAAUUUUCAUCGUGCAGAGACGUUAAGUGUAAAAUGUGAAAGUGACGGCAAGUUGAUAUCAUUGAGUGGCGAUGCUGAUAUAAAAAACGACGCGAAAGCAGUCAGUUAUUUUGCCUGUGAUUUGCGUGUCGUCGAAGAGGUGCUAAGUACGGUAAAUGACUGCAAUACUCAGGCUUGGACGCCGGUUGCAUACGGAUAUGUGAAUCCAUUCGAUCAUCUUACACAUAUAAUCGGCGAGGCGUGUUAUGAUGAGAACGAAGGACGUACCAUAUUCGCGCAUAUCAAGCUGAGCGAUAACCCAUACUUGCAACGGCUACCAAAAGACUUUCUCACAAAAUUCCACCAUCCCGAUGGACGUUAUAAAAGUCAACUUUUCCGUGGUCUAUAUUUCGAUGAAAUCUACGAGCGUAUACGUCAAACAUUACACACGAAGUCUGCUCCUUUCUUACAUAAAGCCAACUUCGUGGACGAUUUCUUCAUAAGCAAUGCGCAAUUCCAAGCAGUGAAGAAAUUGAGUUGGAAUUAUUUUGUUGCACAUGAUGACCUUGAUGCAUGGACCGAACUCAAGCGGAACAUAUUAGCACAUCGAAAUACCAGCAAAGCUGAUCUGGACAUUUAUGUUGGCAGUCAUGGCACGCAGGUGUUAAAUGGCCCUAAUGGUGAACAAAUGAAGCUCUACCUACAUCCAGAAUCGGGAGAAUAUGGGAAAUUCCCCGUGCCAGAACUCUUGUGGAUCGUUGUGAAGGAGGAAGAUAAAUCAACGGCUUUUGGUGUGUACAACGAUGCAAAUCCGAAGUCGUUGCAAAGAGUUGUCUCGGCCACAUCGCAUGCGCCAAUUUGUGAGAGCAAAUGUGGUGAGAUCACUUGGCUUUCGGGUGCAUUGAAAAAUGGUGGACUUAUCUGCUGUAAUGUGCCAGAAUUUAGGAAAGUGGUGACGGAAGUCCCCGCCAUAACAGAAAAGGAUAGUCCUUUUUAAAUACUGAAAGCUAUGGAAACGAUUACUAAAUAAAUAAAUUAGAAAACAAGA
Bactrocera tryoni is the source of this 1302-nucleotide messenger RNA. RefSeq lists its product as uncharacterized. Bases 37 to 1251 code for a protein of 404 amino acids. The transcript has 2 exons. Lineage: Eukaryota; Metazoa; Arthropoda; Insecta; Diptera; Tephritidae. The record is from RefSeq and is a predicted model, not a curated record.